CACAGUUUGCUCCGGUUCAUCCACCGACAGAGGCAGAAGAUGGGGACCCUUAGAAUUUUCAGCAAAUCAAACCCAGGUUACUCACUUACUGUAAGAGAAGGGAUGGUUGUUAUGGCGGAGACCGAUAAAACUGACCCUCGCCAGCACUGGAUAAAGGACGAGACAUACAGUACGAGGGUGCAGAAAGCAACAGGCUUACGUGCCUUUUCUCUCAUCAAUAAAGCCACUAAUCUGGCCUUAAAGCAUCCCAUCAGUGGUAACUUCCCUGUUCAGCUCUGCUCACACAACUCAUCUAUUCUUGACGAAUCACUUCUGUGGAUGAACAACGUGAGCGCAGGUGAUGGCUUCACACAUAUAAGGAUGAUAAACAACAACAACCAGAACUUGGAUGCUUUCCUUGUAACUGGAUCAAUGGUAGACGGCACCGUUGUUGGGCUUUGGCCGGCGAGCAAUGCAGAUAACCAGAAGUGGCAAAUCGUUCCUUAUUGAUAAUUGUAGCAGUGUGUUGGUGAAUGGUCUUAUUAAAUAAGCUUUUAAAACCGUUUAAAGAGACUAUCCUUUGCAGCAGUAUGUUGGUAGGUGGUCUUCACUGUUGGUGUUUUCUUUUGGUUGUUUGGAUCAUUGUAUGAAAGACUAUUGAGUUUUGUUAGACUGUUUGGACUGUUAAUCGCUUCUAUCAACUUCUCUAUUGCUCUAAAAUAUAUGGGUUUGAACGUUGAACAUUAUUAUAUGAAAAUUAGACUAUUUGGGCU
Magnolia sinica is the source of this 752-nucleotide messenger RNA. RefSeq names its product ricin B-like lectin EULS3. The coding region runs from base 40 to 489 and encodes 149 amino acids. The transcript is spliced from 4 exons. Lineage: Eukaryota; Viridiplantae; Streptophyta; Magnoliopsida; Magnoliales; Magnoliaceae. The record is from RefSeq and is a predicted model, not a curated record.